GGCAUGAGAUUUGAGACAUUUAAGUGUAGUCUUCAUACAUGAGGCACACAUACGCCCUUUUAUUCGGAAUGUUUUCCAAUUAUUCCUUACAGAAAAAACAUAUAAAGGCACGGUGAUGCUCCGCGUCGCGACGGCGCCGCCCGCCCCCUCCGCCGCCGACGACGCAGCCGCGGCCGCGGACGCCGAGGAGGAAGAGGGGGAGAAGGAGGCGUGCCUGCGGAGCUUGCCGAGGCCGGAGUCCGGGCGCGGCCCGGCCACCGUGUCGUCUCACAGCUGGUCGAGGAGCCCCAUGCACCGAUGCACGUACGUGACCUGCGCGUUCAACGUGAAGCGUGUGUUUUGCCUAAUGCUUAGAGAGACCCUCUUCCUCUGUUUCUUUGGUUCUUGCUUCGAUGUUAUUUGUUCUUGGGUGAGUGAAGGGUUGCUCUGCCCUUGAGGCGAGGUGCGCAGAGUUCUUCC
Phragmites australis (common reed) is the source of this 459-nucleotide messenger RNA. RefSeq lists its product as uncharacterized. The transcript has a single exon. Bases 116 to 436 code for a protein of 106 amino acids. NCBI's taxonomy places the organism in Eukaryota, Viridiplantae, Streptophyta, Magnoliopsida, Poales, Poaceae. The record is from RefSeq and is a predicted model, not a curated record.